AUGGAAAACCGCCGAAUUCGCAUUGGAAUUAUCGGCGGAGGCCUAGCAGGGGCGUCGAUCGCCAAUUCUCUGUCCCGAAUUCCCUCCAUCGCAAUCGAUGUUUUCGAGGCGGCCCCGGAGUUCUCGGAGCGCGGUGCCGCGGUGGGCUUGGCUCUUCCUUCUCAGCGGGCACUUCAAGAAUUGCUAGAGGAUGCAAAGGAGACUCUAAGAAAGGCUCAAAGCGUCCCCAUUGCCAGCAGCAGGUUUAUGCUUGGAUCUGGCCCACAUGCAGGCACUGUCGUUGUGGAUUUUGGCGAUGCUGAAAAGUUCGGGGCGCCCGAACUCAUCGUCCACCGAGCCUCGCUCCUGCGAGAGCUCCUUGCACCAUUGCCUGAAAGCAUAUUACACCCAAACAAGAAAAUGAUCUCUAUUGUUAAAACUGACGCAGGGGUCAAGGUCUAUUUUGCAGACGGAACAGACUACGAGUUCGACGCAGUCAUUGGAGCAGAUGGCGUGUUCGGUACCGUCCGCGACCAUGUCUUGGCUGAUGAAGCAAAGCAAUAUUCGGCAUCUCCUGCCGGGUUUUGGGAUUGCAGGGUUUUGGUUCCUUUUGAGAAGGCAAAAGCGGUUCUGGGUGAAGACCUUUUCAAGCUUGAUCGCCAAUAUGGCUGGGCGGGUGAUGGUGCCUUUCUUCUGCACGAUGUUUUGGAGAACGGUACGGUGGUCCACUGUGUGAUAUCUGCCGUUGAGCAUGAAUCUCCCCCUGAUCGGAAACAUAAACUCACGAGAGAGUUCCUAAACAAAACAUUGGCCAACUGGUUGGAUGGCCCUAUUGCCAGCGGAAUCAUUGAUCUCGUGUUGGAGCAAGAUGAUCCUCGAGGCUAUUCCGAGUGGGAACACAAGGCAACGCCUACAUACGCCCGCGGCCGAGUCUGUAUCAUGGGCGACGCUGCCCACGCCUCAACGCCUUUUCAGGCUGCUGGCGCAGGGCAGGCCUUUGAGGAUGGCAUGAUCCUCUCCGCUCUCUUGGGGCAUAUAUCAUCCCCCGAUGAUAUAGAGGCCGCGUUCAAAGUAUAUGAUGAGGUCCGAAGACCAAGAUGCCAGCGCGUCAUUGACUCCAGCCGCGGGACAGGUCUGAUCAUGUGCGGGAGAUCUGAGGCCGGGCUUGACCCAGAAAAGAUCUUGCAAGCGGUUGCCCCACGAUGGGACUUUCUCAACCUGGACUUAAAAUCUUAUGUUCAGGAAGCGGUGCAGAAACUCGAUGAGCGUCUCGGAGCUUGA
Messenger RNA from Clonostachys byssicola, 1260 nucleotides. NCBI's taxonomy places the organism in Eukaryota, Fungi, Ascomycota, Sordariomycetes, Hypocreales, Bionectriaceae. The record is from the annotation of a GenBank genome assembly.